GUUGAUCAGAGGAGGUGGGCGGGGCUUGAGUGAAUUGGAGCGUCCAUGCCCGAUGAUCAAACUUCCCCUUGUGCACAUUUUGAUUAGAAAACUAAUUUAACCCCAAAAUUGAAGCGUUUUACUCAGAUGGGAGGAAUAUCUGGAUCACUUUAGCCCAGUCAUGGAGGUUUUUGUUCUGCUGGGACGCGCGUUAUCUCCUGGAGGCUGAUCUCUCUGUUUUCUCUCAGGACAGGCCGUCACCUUCUCCUGCAAUCACCCCGCUCCGCUUCACCGGCACUGUUGCAGGCGGUGUUGAAUUUGCACACGGUGCGAAGAAUGGUAGUCACAAGGCUGCAUCACACAUUUCACUAUUUGCACCCUGGACGGAUUAAGAAGGAUGUCUAAGGAGUGUUAAAGUGGGUUUUUAUCAAGAGGAGACAAACUCUUGGAAAAUUUCAGGAAUUACUUUUACUAGUCAAAACUACGGGCUUUAAAGUUUUUAAAAAGUUCUCUCGGACAUUUUUACAUUUUUUGGUCAUCUUUUUGGGCAUCCUUUCGGUUUGGAGGACUUUCCUGCCGAUUGUAUCUCCUGAAGGCAUCAGUGAUGUUCAUGAACAAGGCUUCAGAGAAAAUCCCCCUUGUUGGGGAUUUAAAGAACACAUAUGCAAUUGUAGAAAGGUAAGGUUUUAUUUUCAAAGUUAGAGACAACACUUAAUAUGAGGACAUCUCCUUUUAACAUUCAGAAAUCAAUCUAAGUUUUUAUUUAUUCUAAUUGUCCAUGUCAUAUAUUUGUUUGUUAAUUAAGUGAGUUUUAUUGGAUCAUUAUUUGCAUUUACAUUUUACCCGUAUCUUGAACUAAGAGUCAUUGUUGUGGUCUUGAUUUGGGGCAGUGUCUUUGCUCACGUUCCUGUCUGUAGUCUGCUGGUUUUUUCACACGGGGCUGGUCUGGGGUCUGCAGGGAUUAGCAGUGUGCAAACGUGCAUUUCACUGAGUUUUCUUUUUUAAGUAGUCCUACUGUUCAGAUUCAGGUCAUCCCUGAUGGAGAUGUGGCAGAAACACAGGGCGGUGUGCACAUGGAAACCUAAUGAACAUAUUUACCCUAUACUAUGUCGUCAUAUAUUAAGACUCAAAUCAAACAUUAAACAACAUUAAUCAGAUAUUAAAGUAAGAAGAGACAAACUAAAAGAAUUAAAAUCAAACGUUAAGCUCCAACACUUCUCCAUAAGUGUCCCAGCUCAAUCUAAGCAUCCUACACCAUGGCUGAAAACAUGUGAUACCAUCAGAGGUUCUCCAAGAAACAUACAGAGAAGGUGUUUUUGCACAUAUCCCUCAGCUGGUGAUUUAUCUCCACAGCUCUCAAAUUUGGCGAGUCAGAUUAAAUUUAAGAAAGAAACAUUUGACAGCUCAUUUUUCAUUAAUUCCAUAUUAACCUUUACUCAGGAUUAUAGCACUUAAUAGAUGGCUAAACCUGUUGUUUUAGAUUACAUCAGGGAAAAACGGAGGUAUUUGUGGAUUAUUAGUGAGCCUUCAGAUGAAGCGAACAGUCUCAACCUGGGCGUUUUUUUCUGUAUUCAUAAUUUCACACUUUUCCCCUUCGCAGCUUCAAUUCAGCUCAUUUUAAGGAAACUCAAGCUGGUCGUGGUUGUAAUAUUACUUCAUAAUAGUCAUCAGGCACAUGACCAUUUGCUGUUGGCUGACUUGGCUUUAUAAGCAUAUAAACUGCUACUCUGAUUUCCUAAAGCUCUUUAGUGACUUUUUAAAGUACUUUUAUACAGUAAAAUAACUUCGACUUUUUUCAUCUACUCAUACGUGUGCGUAUAUGUAUGCUUAAUCAGAUUUAUGUAAGUGCUUAAAUUGUCAGCUAAGUAACAUACAAGUGGAUUUGUUUAUCAGUUAUGUUGAUGAAUUAUUGAACCUCACCCUCAAGAACGGUUGAAGAGUCAGCUGUUGGGUAAAGAGGUUUAAACAUAUGGUGUGUCCCAAAUCGCAUACUUCUAUACUACAUACUUAAAGUUUUGAGUAUACUCAACUCAAAAUGGAAAAAAGUAUGGAUAGUAUGCGAAAAUUAAGUAUGCAAAAGUACCCGGAUGAUGUACUCAAAUAGGUCAAAAUUUUGAGUACCGACUGUGGACACUCACCCGCACUCAUUUCAUCAGUAAGAAUGGCUUUAUCGGGCUGUAUUCAGGUGUUUUUUCAGUAAUUUGUUGAUCAUAUUGAUUUGAUAGAAGUAUAUAAAAGUAUGUAUCAAAUAUGAUACAUACUUCCAGUACUAAAUACUUAAAAUUUUGAGUAUACUCAACUCAAAAUGGAAAGAAGUAUACUUACUGACAUACUCAAUAGUAUGGAAGUAUGUGAUUUGGGACACACCUAUAGAGUACGUGUUUGUAUGUUUAUAGAAUUGACGUCAACUCGGACAUUACAAAGAUGUCGCUUCAUGCAUUUGUUUUUUGUGUUUGUCUAGCAUGACAUACCAAGAGAAGCUGAACGGCUCCGGGAGCGUCAAACAUUGUCACGACAACAGCCAUGCGCAGGCUGACCGUGAGGGAGAGAAGAAACAGGCCCGGAGGAGGUUGUAUCUGGUCUCCGUCAUUUGCCUGAUUUUCAUGAUCGGUGAAAUCCUUGGUGAGUUAUUUAAACUUUUAAUUCCUGAUUUUUCACCCUAUGCCCCUAAUUUGAAUGGUUUCCCCUUUAUACACACAUUUAAACAUGCCUUAUACUCAAUUCUAUUUCUACUAGAUCUAGAAAAAACUACAUCCUGCACCUUUAGAUCAUACAAUAACAGGUGGACUGCAUUAGAUCAUCACACAAUGGUGUGAUCAUUAACAUCCUGCAAGUAUAUCACAUAAGGCUCCUCAGCCACUCCCUAGCCUGUGACAAUAUUAGCUAGAAAGUGGCAGAGGUCCACAAGUAAACUAAACUUGAUAAAGCAUCUUUGAUUGUCCUUAAAUGUCCAGUUCAUUGUCACUUAUUGAUCAGUUUGUGUCUGAUUUAAGGAUGUAUGAGUUUACAGAUAUGAUUUAAAAGUUGAAACACAUCAACAAGAAGCUUAAAACUUUUGGCUUACCAUGUGACGUCAGAGAGGAAAGGCUUCAGGGUGAAUUUGGUUUCCUCUCGCCAAAAACAAGGAGAAGCUUUAUAUCCUCCUUGACUCUGAAAACCUCCCCAUUCACCUCCACUCAAAUGGUCAUUCUUCUGAGCUACCUCAUGACUUGUUCACCCCCCUUUACUGUCUUUCCUUUUUUGUUAUUUAUGCUUUGAUUACUUUCUGCAUAAUGAGAAUCCAGCAUUUCAGCUGCAUAUAUGAGGAUAUUUUAAGAAUACGGUCUGAUCUGUCUGCAGGUGGGUAUUUUGCAGACAGUCUUGCGGUGAUGACAGACGCCGCUCACCUGCUGGUAGACUUCACCAGCUUCAUCAUCAGCCUGAUAUCCCUCUGGCUCUCCUCCAGACCUGCCACACAUAAGCUGAGCUAUGGCUGGCAUCGUGCAGGUACAGUAUUAUCAUCAUCUCUGUUAUAAUAAGUGUCAAAUGUUUUUAAAGCUCUGUUAUCUUGAUGGUUAAGUCACAAAAAUAGACACUUUUGGAUGACGUUUUUAUAGUACCAAGACUCUACUUCCUCACCUUUUUUGGCCCCUUUACUUAAAAGUUGAUUAUUUUUUAACUCCUUUUCUUUUUUAACCCCUGCAGAGAUCUUGGGUGCACUCCUGUCGAUCUUCACCAUCUGGCUUGUAACCGGGGUGUUGGUGUAUCUGGCUGUGGAGCGUAUCAUCCACGAUGACUACACCAUUGAAGGCACGAUCAUGCUCAUGACCUCCGGUUGUGCUGUUCUGGCUAAUAUUGUGUGAGUAGAAUAUACACACUCUGGUCUCUUCUCUCUCUGCAGGGUUUAUCUGCACAUUUUUUUACUUAUUAUUGCUUUAAGCCCGUCGUUGAGGAUGCCAAUACUUAGUCCAAUUUCAUGGAGCACAUUUUGGGGUUAUGUUGCCAUAAUACCUUGUAUCUCUGAGCUGAUUAAUUUCAUAAUCUGGUAAUGCUUUGUUCCUGUUCUCAAUAGCAUGGCGCUUACGCUUCACCAGUCCGGCCAUGGCCACAGUCACGGGGGUCUUAGCUCACAUGGGCACGGCCACAGUCAUGGAGGUCGUGGCUCACAUGGGCAUAGCCACAGUCACAGCAAAGGAAAAGGAGUGAAAAUGGUGCCGAACAUUUCCAACUGCAAAGAUGACCACGUAGAUCCAGAGCACAACGGAGUUGAUCAUAGUAAGCUCCGAGAACAGAAGUCUUGACCUUCAAGUUUAAAAGAAGUUUGGAUGAUUUUAAAACGUUGAUAAUAACAGAUUUUGAUCAAUUAAAAGUCAUUUAAACCCCAAAUGUAGUUAAAAAUAGUGCAAAGACAACAUUUUAGAAGCUAAAACUUCAACUUUUUUUGUUUUAUACUAACAUAAUCAUGCAUCUGAUGCAUCAGAGAAGAUUUGGACGGGGAAAACAAAAACUGACAAAGAAGAAUAAUAUAAGAAAUAUACCUAGAGGAACAUCCUCAAACUCAUUGGGCUCAUGUGCAACAGGUUGAUAACAUGAAUGGGUAUCAAAAGGGAACUUUUGGAGAGAGGUUCAACUCUCUGUGUUAGCAAGUAAUUCAACAACUUACUAAAUAAUCUUCCUUGGUAUAAAAUUCAAGAACUUUAAGGAAACCAUCGUAUGUGAACACUUCAACUUCUUUUGUUUUAUACAAACAUAAUCAUGUUACAUUUGAUACCAGCGAUGCAUCAGAAAAGAUUUGGAUGGGGAAAACAAAAACUGACAAAGGUGUGUAAUAUAAGAAACAUACCUGGAGGAACAUCUCCAAACAAGUUGGACUAAGUAAUUCAGCAACUUAAUGAAAAAUCCUCCUCAGUAUGAAAUGCAAGAACUUUAAGGAAACCAUUGUAUGUGAACACAGUUUACACUCAUCCACAAAUGAAGAUUAAAACUCCAAAAUGCAAAAGUGUUUCCAUGAAACAGUCAAUUUUUUAAACCCUACAUUUGGUGUCUUUGCACUAUUUUUGAUUAAUAAAGAGAUAAAAGGAUUUGAAAAACAAACAUAAUCAAUUUUUAACAUUUUACACACUUUUUGAAGAAUAGGCAUUGUACAGCUUAACCCCUUAUAUUGAAUAUUCUACUUAAAUGAUCAGGAGGAGGAAGGACUCAACAAACCAAUGCCAGCGUCCGUGCCGCCUUCGUCCAUGUGGUGGGGGAUCUUCUGCAGAGCAUAAGCGUGCUUGUUAGUGCCAUAAUCAUCUACUUUAAGGUAAGGAGCGUGUAAGCAACGUUGGGAUUCUUACCAAGUGAAGCUUAAGGAGAUGAGGAGCGCAGAGUAGGUCUGACUCAAGGUUUUUAAUGUUCUAGAGAUGCCCUUAACCAUUAUCAAUUAUUCUUGUCUUUCAGCCUGAAUAUAAGAUUGCUGAUCCUAUCUGUACCUUCCUGUUCUCCAUCUUCGUCUUGUGCACAACCUUCACCAUCAUGAGGGAUAUUCUCCUCGUCCUGAUGGAGGGUAAGCCUCUCCGUCUCAUUCCUCUUGAGUCCUUGAUUCUUCUCAGAGUCGUAGAGUUACAGCUCACCUGUUCCUCUCAGGUACUCCUGCUGGUGUGAAGUACAGUGAGGUGCGAGAUCAUCUGCUGUCAGUGAAGGGGGUGACAUCCAUCCACAACCUCCACAUCUCGGCCCUCACCAUGAACCAGGCUGUACUAUCUGCACAUGUGGCCAUUGGUAAAAAGAAAAUAGACGUUCUGAUCUAAUUGGCAUUGUUCAAACACAUCUAUAUUCAGGAUGACCAAUGUGUUUAUUUCUUUCCUCUCUCCUCCACAGACGAGUCGGUGGAUCCUCACGCUGUCCAAAGAGAAAUAACGCAGGCUUGUUUCUCCUCCUACAACUUCCACUCUGUUACAAUCCAAAUAGAGAGACAGUUCGAUCAGAAUCCCAUGUGCAAACUGUGCGAGGACCCACAGAUGUAGCAGCGUAAGGCCAAAUGACAGCUGUUUUAACCUCAGUACACAACAUUUAGUCACCCUGCACUGCUCCUAGGACCCAGAGGUCUUGUAUCCCACUGUGGUGUUAAGGCCACCGUGUACGGCUGUGCUUUAAGUGCCUUUGUGUUGACACUCUUGAAGAAAUGGGGCUGAAUGAAACUUUAAAUGAUUUUAGACGGACAAGUUUUAAACUUGCUUUAAACUUGAUAUUCUUUUUUUUUUCUUUUAAGUGAACACGUGAUAGAAUAGAAAGUACAAUGCACUGUAGAAAGUAAACGCUCAUCUUUUUUGAAUCUAUAAAUGUUCAUGAUUGAGUAACUUUGAAGUCAUAUAUCUAUCGACUACCUUGAAAUACUAUUUACCUUGUUACAUUUGGGGAAACAUUCAAGCCGUGGAAGUACUAUUUGUUUCAGUAUUUACUACUUGCACCAAUCGUAAGAAUAGUUUACAGCCACAGGCAAUGAAACUUGGUCUGGUAUGUAAAUAUAUACAUCAUAAAUAUUUCUAUGCAUGGAAAACUAACAAGCAAC
This is a messenger RNA of Xyrichtys novacula (pearly razorfish), 6508 nucleotides long. The record is from the annotation of a GenBank genome assembly. Lineage: Eukaryota; Metazoa; Chordata; Actinopteri; Labriformes; Labridae.